Messenger RNA from Cylindrotheca closterium, 5688 nucleotides. The record is from the annotation of a GenBank genome assembly. NCBI's taxonomy places the organism in Eukaryota, Bacillariophyta, Bacillariophyceae, Bacillariales, Bacillariaceae.
AUGGGUUGGUGGUCACUAGGUCCCGAAGACGAGGAGGUAAUGGAGAUGCCUCACUCGCUACCCGUUCGUCGAGUUCGUGGAGGUGCUGGACGAGUACCGAAUCAUCGAAGAGGCAACGAUCAUGUAUCCCCAGGAAGAAAGACGGAUCGCACUCGGUCACCAGCAAGUUCCAAACAAACAAAGAGAAACAAGAAAAAGAGACCUCGAGUGGUCGGAACUCCCAAGGAAGAAGAGUCUAAUCUAUUUGCGUCCAUUGGACGAAUGGUCAACAACACUGAUCCUCAUCGAUUUGCCAGUGAUCUUUCCACCCUUGGAACGGCCAAGUAUCCAGGUCAGAAUGGAAUUCCCGUCGACGCCUUGAUGAUGAAUAAUAAUUAUGCCAACGAAGCCCAACGUCGGGCCAACGAAAUGGCCAAUGCCAUGGCCUGGUUGACCAACCCCAACGCAACUGCAGCACAAGAAGAAGAAGAAUCAUCAUCGUCAUCGCAAGCUACUACCAUUUCGGACUUGUUUCAAGAUGAUUCUUCUGAAAAUAUCACACCUUUUGCCUUGAAGUCGGAAGAAAUGCCAGAGCUGAUUGCUCUGUUAAAGCAUGGACAAACUACUUGUUCUUACAACGACAACAACAACGAGAUUGAUCAUAUUACGAACAAGAAACCGGCAAAAGGACAACACAAGAACUUUGAGAUAAAGGGUAAGGAGCUGACUGCUGAGAAACGAGCAAGGGAUCUACAAAGAUCGCUGGAGUGGUUACAACAGAAUAACGCAAGAUAUGACGCCCAUGAGCCACUCGAAGAAUAUGCCGAAGAACCAUUCCAAACUGUGGAUGCAGGAUUCCGGCAAUGGACGUCAAGGACAACCCCAUCCCUGGGUUGGCAGCGAUUGCAUGAUGAUUCCAGAGGACAAUCCAAGGAAGCAAAACAGAUUGCCGAAAAUUUGAAGCAAUCUCUUGAUUUGAUCUUGAAUGGUGAUAUCUUUGACAGCAAUGGUUCAUCAUUGAAGAACGGCCCGGUCUUGAACCGAUUGAAGGAUCUCUUUGUGGAAUGGACGUUUAGAGAGAACGAUGGAAGUAAGGAACUGGAAGAUGCCUUGAGCUGGUGCAAACUUCAUACACAAAAGUAUGACCCUUUCACUACUAGUAAAGAAGAGGAUCGCAGGGUCGUCGAAUCAAAGAAACUGCUUAUCUUACUUGAAUUCAAGGAAGACGACGCCUGGGAUGAGCGCAAACAGGAAAUGGAAGAAGCGCUCGCAUUAUGGGCCAUUUAUAAGGACAAAUCCAUGGAAGACAUCGACGAUCAUACCAUUGAGAAAAUGAAAAAGAUCAAAGAUGUUUUGGUGCAAAUCAAGCGACGUAGACUAACCAUGAGUGAUAUGACAUACAUGGCACGAGAAAUGAAUGGGGUCCUAACCUUGUACCUUGCCAAAGGCACAAGGUAUCUUAAGUCUCUGGGGGAAAGGUUUGAUCCAUUGCCCGAUCGACGGAAGGACAUGGUGGAGCUGCUACUUGUCCUGGAAGAUAACAAGUGCAUCUCCGACAUUCUGGAUAAGUACAAUGGCGAAGAUGGGGCGAGAUUCCAAAAGCUUCAUGAUUCAAUUAUGGAUUGGAAGUCCAAGAAGGGAUUCAACCCAAAUUCGAAUACAAUUGCGAUGAAUAUAUCCGUAAAGAAUGGCAUCGAAGCUGUACUUGACUGGUUUGUGGCAACUGAAGAGAAUUUUAGUGUGGCAACUUCGAACGAAGAUGAAGUCUACAUGGCUCAGAUUGCCAAGAGUGCUUUGGAUGCUUGGAUGAUUCCGAGCGAAUCUAGCUUCCAAGAUUCAAAGUUUGCAGUGAAGGAGAUCAAAGGGGCGCUUGCACUCUACCAGAAGGCUUUCGAAGAGCCAGAGAUGCUUCAAGAGCUGUCACGAGAUAUAAUCAAGGAGGCUGGCAUCAACAGUCAACAGGUGAAUCCAACUGACAUGAGCUGGAAACGCAAGGAGGCUGGCCAUAACUUCAACGAAAGCUCGGAGCCUAUUGGUGUUAAAAUUCAGGAUUUAAAGUUUGAUGGUGUCGUUCCAUUGGUCCCCUUAGAGGAGGAAAAAUUGGUCCAAGAGAUGUCGAGCGCAUUAGAUUGGCUUCGUCACAACGAUGCUGCACUUGAUGUUGACGAUGUUAUGUCUGCAGCUUUCUGCGUUGCAACAUCCAAGAAAAUUGAUGGUAUCGUGCCAAGGACAGGAGAUGUUCUUGCUCCCACAACUAGAGUGGAUAAUGCCCUUGAUUGGUUGCGUUCGAAGACCAUUGUUGACAACGAAAAUGUAUCCAGCUCCAAGAAAAUCGAUGGUGUACUUGCAAUAAGUGCUUCAUCUAAUGCCGCAAAUGAGCCUGGCUUUGUAGGUGCCUUGGAAUGGCUUCGCGAGAGGCAGAGAUACAAUGCCGCGUCCCAUGUGAAAGGUGGGUAUUGUAGCUCUGACAACAAUGCUAAGCUUAUCGCAGUCUCUGUGAUCCCAAAAACCGAGGAUGAGAGAAAAGCAGAGCAGAUGGAAAGUGCAUUAGAUUGGCUUCGCUGCAAUGGCCCUCCCGGGGAUAUAUCCGUUGACAGCGUAUGUCACACUCUCAACAAUGGAUUUGCUUCAGCCAGUACUGAACUCGGUAUCAAUCGGCCUGGUGGUAGUUUAUCAGCACCUCAACGCGAAUUGCACUGGCUGCGACCUCAAACUGCUACGAUCAUCGAAACGUCUACUACUGUUUCAAAAGGAGCUAGAUGCACAGCUGGUCAACCUUUAUUAGUCGAUGACAAGCGUGUAAGUGAGACGACGAAUUUCCCUCAUUGGUUUCGCCGCAACGAAGAUAGUGUUCAUUCCAGUGACAGAUCAAAUGGGGAAUCGGAACUGGGCACCACUGAGGCAUCGGGGCCUGUCGCUCAUGUCUCGAACGAAGAGCAUUCGAUUGAGAUUUUUGGCACUGGGCAAUCAUGGAUGAGAAUCGCUUCUCACAAUGAUUGCGACGGUGAUGAUGACGAUCUAGCUGGCAUUUUUGCAGCUUUUGAUGAAAAGUCGCGAAUGAAAGCGCUCGAUAACGAGACACUUCCUACUUCAAUACAGCUCAACCGGCCAGAUAGUCCCACGGAUGUAAGAGACGACGCGCUGGCGUUCAAUACACCAUUUGAUGUUAAUGUCAUUCCAAGGGACGACACACCACCCGGAGUUGAGAGUAAUGACGCGGGCUGGUCAGUGCACAUAACCAGAUUGUUUUAUGAAGUCCCUGAUGAAAGAGUGUCAUGUGGAAAUUUUGGCAUGUUGAAGGCAAUUCCAUUCUCCCGAGAACGAAGCCAAGAUUUCGAUAACCAUGAUCUCGAUUGGAUUCGACAUCCCGCAAUUGAGGUUCAGUUGGAUGACGAGAUGCUGUGUUACUGCAAAUCGAGAGAUGUUCGGUCGAUUCCAUGUGAUGGCCCACACAAGAGAGAAAUUAUGAUGCCCAACAUAGACUGGAAUCGCCAUGGUAAGCUAUUGAAUCCCAUCCCUGGGGAAGAACACUUUGAUGAUAGACCACAAGAUGUUCGUUCAGUUCCUUGCUCUGGUACGCUAUAUGAAGCAGGCUUCCCAGACUUGAGCUGGCGGAGGAAUCCAGCCUGGAAGAUCAACAAAACAGAGGAUAAGGGGAAUAUUAAUCUCUUUGACCACCCAGGUAAUCUGAGAUCAAUCCCACGAAGUGAGAAGUCAAACGAAGAGAUGUACCCAUCUAUUGGCUGGGAUAGAGUUGGCCACAUGAAACAAGAGAUGAGAAUGCAUGAAGGUAGUAUAUUUGACCAUCUUAUUGACUUGCGAUCUAUUCCUCGAGAUGGGAGCCCCAGUGCGGAAGACUUCCAAACGAUAACAUGGGAACGACAUGGUGCAAGACGUCAAGAACUGGAAGAAGAAGACGCUGCUUUUUAUAGACCUGGUGAUGUAAUAUCUAUUCCUCGAGAUGGGAAUCCCUGUGCGGAUGAUUUCCCGACGAUGACAUGGGGUCGAAAUGGUUCAAGACGACAAGAAGACACUAUCUUAGAUGGUCCUUGUCACCUAAGAUCUAUUCCCCGGGACUGCAGACAUAAAGAGUCAUUCGAUUUAGAGUUUACAUGGGAGCGCCAAACUUCUGUUGAGUGCAUUGCUGGAAUGGAUCACGGAAAUGCAUUUGAUCAACCUAGAAACUUGAGGUCGAUCCCACGUGAUGGUCAUCCACAUGAGGUACCUGACAUCAAAGGAGAACGCCAUUUCGGAAAUAUGUCUUCAACUCAGUACAAUAAGAUGGGACUUGAAUUGGAUUGGUCUGGCGGCCGACCAAAUCGUCUUCUCACAGUUGAGCCAAAACGGGAAAACGAUGAUGCUACGUAUGACUGGAUGAUUACAAGCCCGAAGGGUAAAGACGCAAACUACGAUUGGUCAGGUGCUCGGCCCUACGAAAGACCGGAGACAAGUUUGGUUUCGCUUUCUGCACCGUCCAUCGAUGUAGCAAGCUCUGGAGUCAACAACUGGCUUCCUGAUGAUCUAUCAGAAUACACCCAACUAGGUGAAGACAAGCCAAGGCCUAUCACAGGCGUUCCGUGUGCAGCAUGGACAAUGUUAGCUCUUGGUGCUGCGGCUGGUGGUGCAAUGACCAGUGGAACUGCCCCACAAGGUGCCGCGGUUUCAAGUCAAUUUGCACAUAACAACAGCGUUGGUUCUACCACCGACAGACUCUACCCUAAUCCAGGAGAUCUGCCCAACUGUUCGAAUGAUGCUAACUGUCAGAUCAUCAUGGAUAGUCUUUCACCUGUUCUUCCUCCCGAUGUUUUGGGGUUGUUUGACUUCCCUGGAACAUGUCAAACAAAGGCUCGUGAUUGGUUGCGCACAGGCAAGGACAUUCUCGAGCUCAAGGCAGAGCGAAUCCGCCAACGAUACGCCAUGAGUGCCUUCUUCUGUGAGAUGGACGGUGGAGACUGGAUUACGGGGGAUUCUUGGCUAUCUGAUCUUCACGAGUGCGAUUGGUACAACAAGGUCGGACUUGAUCCUUGCAAUAGACGCGAACAAAUGGAGAUGCUCCGUGUGACUGAUAAUGGUUUGGCUGGUACUUUGCCAGUCGAGUUGUUCAUUCUUUCCAACCUCUACGAAUUCACUCUCGCAAAUAACUUGAUGUCUGGUACAUUGCCACAACUAUUUGACAAGUUCAAGCAGCUUGAUACUCUUGUGAUUCCAUUCAACCAAUUUAAGGGAUCCUUCCCACACCAAAUCUGGGAAUACCCCGAUAUGGUAUACCUUGAUGUUGCCUACAAUGGUUUCACUGGUUCAAUCCCCACUGAUAUUGAUAGCAGGAUGCCCAACUUGCAAGUGGUAUUCUUGGAGAAUAACAAUUUGUCGGGACCUAUUCCUGAGAACUUGGGUAACCUCAAGCAGUUGCACAGAUUGCAUCUUGACGAUAACAAGUUCAGCGGGAAGAUUCCUCGCACUCUUGGAUCGCCACCUCGCAUCAGCGAACUUCUCCUUCACGAUAACCUUCUCACUGGAGAGGUACCAAAGGAACUUGGUGAUCUGAACCGAUUACAAUUGUUGACUCUUCACUACAACUCGUUUGAUGAGCAAUCCAUUGACGAGCAUAUCUGCGACUUGAUGUACAACAAACAGCUCGAGUUGGUCACAGUGGACAAGGCAACCAUUAACUGCAGUUGCUGUACAUUGGGAGAAGAGUCGUUUGUAUAG